GUUUUAUUAAAUUAAUUAAAGAAAAGAAAGAAAAGAAAGGACAAAAAGAAGAAAAGGAGAAGAAAAUUUCAUUUUCUCUUUUCUUCUUCUUCUUCUCUUCCCUUCACCGCCAAGAGUUUGAAGACAUCCAAGUUCCCUUUAUUUUUUUUUUCUUUUUCCUUCUUCAAUUUGCAGAGAACUUCUAAGAGAGAGUUUGGAAGAAGAAGAGAAAUUUUACUAGAAUUUUUAGGUUGAAGAAGAGGAGGAGAACUCAAGCAAAGUGUAUCAAUGGCUGAAUUUUAGUUCAUUCUGCACAUCACUGGUUUUUAAUUCGGUUUGAACUCUUCAAAAGGAAUUAAGAGAAAACAGGGCAGUUGGUUUUCACUCGAAAUCAGGAGGUCUCUGGUGUUUCUUGUAUUUCAGAGUGUAUCGGUGGAGUUCGAAUCUCUAUUUGGAACAAGUUAAAGAGGUCGUGUGCGCGCGAUUCUGGAAGUGGUUCUGUUUUGAGGGUUAUAUGUGUUUAUGCACGGGGAAUCAGAUUUAUAUGUCUUCAGGCCGAGAAGAAUUAAACCGAGCUUAUAAACCAAGGAUCUAGCCCAAGACUGUAGAGAUCGACUUCCCGGUGCCUGAUAGACUGCCUUAGUCUGCGGAAGCUUCAUUAUCGAUUGCCAGAGUCAUGCCACCACGUACUGGUAGACGACGCCGACAGAAUCAGGACGGGAUGCAAGGUCCUACCCAAGGUCCAUCUGUAGGGGAAUCUAGUACCCUAGAAGUUCGAGGUGGGGCAGGAAAUGAGCAGUUUGCGAGAACUACACAGUAAAUAGGAAGGCCAGAUAGAGCAGAGCCUAGUGAUCCAGAAAAGGCAUACAGAAUUGAACGACUGAAGAAGUUAGGGGCUACAGUGUUUGAAGGUUCCACAGAUCCAGCUGAUGCAGAGAACUAGUUGAAUAUGCUUGAAAAGUGUUUUGAUGUGACGAAUUGUCCUGAGGAGCGAAAGGUUAGAUUGGCAACAUUUUUGUUGCAAAAAGAGGCUGAAGGAUGGUGGAAAUCUAUAUUAGCAAGACGCAGUGAUGCACGUGCUUUAGACUGGCAGACUUUUAGAGGCAUAUUCGAAGAUAAGUAUUAUCCCAGCACAUACUGCGAAGCCAAGAGGGAUGAAUUUCUGGGGUUGAAACAAGGAUCACUUUCAGUGGCUGAGUAUGAGAGGAAGUAUACCGAGCUUUCACGGUAUGCUGAGGUUAUUAUAGCUUCUGAGAGUGACAGGUGCCGAAGGUUUGAAAGAGGGUUGCGUUUUGAAAUACGUACCCCAGUUACAGCCAUUGUUAAGUGGACGAAUUUCUCUCAGUUAGUGGAGACUGCCCUUCGUGUGGAGCAGAGUAUAACAGAAGAGAAAUCGGCAGUGGAGCUUAGUCGUGGGACUUCAACAGCUAGUGGAUUUAGAGGCCGUGAGCAGCGGAGGUUCACGCCUGGGAUAAAUAUUUCAAGCCGUCAAGAUUUUAAGAAUCGCUCUGGAGGCCAAGCAUCGAGGAAUGUGAGUUAUGGUAGUGUUUUUCAGAGACAGAGCCAGAGAAUACCUAGUCAACCCAUUAGAUCAACAGUAAGAUCGCAACCAGGUCAGGAGUCCAUUGCUAGUACCGUCAGGCGAAUACCAUGCACGAGUUGUGGCAGGAACCAUCGGGGUGAGUGUUUGGUAGGUGCCGGUGGAUGUUACCAGUGUGGACAGCCAGGACAUUUCAAGAAAGAUUGUCCGCAGUUGAACAUGACAGUUCAGAGAGAUCAGGGAGUUGGGUCUCAGACAGUUGAGCAAUCGAGAGUUUCAGUGGUUCCAACAGAGGGCACCAGUGGUGCAAGGCAAAAGGGAGUUGUUGGAAGACCGAGGCAACAGGGAAAAGUCUAUGCUAUGACUCAACAAGAAGCGGAGGACGCACCAGGCAUUAUUACUGGGUACACCUAGUACAACAACGUUUACAAGCACUACGAUGUAGUGGGGCCCGCCCAGCACUUCCAUCGUCUUUGUCGUUGUGGGGCCCGCCUAGCACUCACGACAGCAUCGUUGUUACAGAGUACACUCAACGUCAACAACGAAAUCUAACCAGUGUGCACACGGUAAUCUCUAGCCUCAGGCUCAAGAUCUCAGUCAUGUAGUUAAUGAAAAUUUCGUAAAUCAUCAUAAAAUAUUAAAACAUGCCUGCUUAUAAAUUUUACACAAAGCUCGAACUUCACUCAGCUCUUUCGUGGAAAAUUGUAGUUCUUAAAACAAAACUUCAUACUAAUUCAUGCUUUGCUUAAAAUAUUGUGGUUUAAAUACUUUCCAAACAUUUAAUAUCUACGUGCUAGCAUAAAUUUCUUUAAGAAAUCUAGUCUCCAAAUGUAUACUUGAAAAUAGUCAUGAAAUUCAAAUACCUUUCAUGGCUUCGUAAAUAAACAUUUAUCGCAUUCAAUCAUAAUAACAGUUAUGGAAAAUAUUUCAAAGUUGGUUUUGUCACUCACAGUCUUGGGCUAGAUCCUUGGUCUAUAAGCUCGGUUUAUUUCUUCUCGGCCUGCCAACAACCCAACCGAGUAUUAAAACCCUAAACAUUCUGGUUUCCUAAAGAUAUACAUAACAUGUCGCACCAAAGAUGACGCUCACGAAAACAAAGCUUAAGAAAUAAAAUCCUAUUUCAACAAUUCUCUAAAAUUUCCAGAUUUCUAACAUAAACUUCAAAGGACUAUAACUUUCUCAAUACUUAACCAAAAUGAGUGUUCUUUAUAUCAAACUCUUCAUUUUGAGCUCCUCUAAACUUACCUGAAGACAUAUAAAUCUGAUUCGCCGUGCAUAAACACAUAUUACCCUCAAAACAGAACCACUUCCAGAAUCGCGCGCACACGACCUCUUUAACUUGUUCCUACAAUUUAACCAAUUUUUAGUCGUUUUUGGUUUACAAUUUCUUCAUGAAAGUUGUAGUAAAUUGAAUAAGCUUUCCAACCAUACCAAAUAGAGAUUCUAACGCCACCGAUACACUCUGAAAUACAAGAAAAA
Molecule: messenger RNA, 2998 nt
Organism: Cucumis melo (muskmelon)
Lineage: Eukaryota; Viridiplantae; Streptophyta; Magnoliopsida; Cucurbitales; Cucurbitaceae
Exons: 7
Coding region: 929-1933 (334 amino acids)
Molecular function (GO): nucleic acid binding; zinc ion binding
Source: RefSeq, a predicted model, not a curated record